Molecule: messenger RNA, 11807 nt
Organism: Podarcis lilfordi (Lilford's wall lizard)
Lineage: Eukaryota; Metazoa; Chordata; Lepidosauria; Squamata; Lacertidae
Source: the annotation of a GenBank genome assembly
GGCCGUGUUCAUAACAGGGGGCGGAGCACGCUCAGGACCCUCCUCCCUCCCUGCUCUCCUGUGUUGGUAAACGUUCUCCCUCAGACCCACGUGGCUUUGCGAGAGACGACCGCAUGGCUCUUGCGCCCCGCGGCUUCCUGGGAACUGUAGUUCCUCGCCCCUCCCGCUUUCCUAUAAGCUCCCUCCCAACUCGUUCACAACGUGACUACAUUUCCCAUGCGUAGCCGCGAGGGAAGGGGAGCCCGACCUCUCCCGCUAAACGCCGCCGCGCGAAGCACUCUGGGGCUUGUGGUUCGAGCGCGGAGCGGGAACCUUUCCCGCUUUUUUUUUUUUUAAUCCUCCCUUUCCCUGCCCCGCCUCUCCCCUCCGAAUGGGAGCAAGCUCACCUCUCCACCCCGCCCCCACCCUACAGAGGACUACGUUUCCCAGCAGGCCUCGGGACCCUUCCCCCCCUCCUUCCCUCCCCCUUCGCCUCACCGCGCGCGCCCUUCCCUCCCCCGCCCCCGCCUUCACUUUUGGCGGAGACAUUUCCGAAGCGAGUCUCUCCAAGAUGGCGGCAUGGGGAAGGAGGCGCGCGGGCCCCGGCAGCUCCAGCGGAGGCGGCGCCGGCGCGAGGGAGAGGUGAGCGGCGGAGGCCCGGCUGGCUGCCCGGCGGCCUCCUCCCCGCCCCCGGCUCCCGGCCUUCACGCCCUGGGCCUAGGGGAGCCGAGGGCUGCUUCUCCCCUCACGCCCCCCUCAGGCCCCUCAGCUUCUCUGAGGCCUCCUCUUGGCCUUGCAGGGGACGAAGCGGGGGCCAGGCCUCGAGACUCGCCAACGGCGGCGAAGGCAGCUUCCGGGGCGCCUCUGUGGGACGGGAGAGCCGGGAAGGAGGGUGCGGGUUGGCCUUUGGGAUAAGGGAGGGGAUGGCCGGCUGGGAAGGAAGAGGGCUGCUAAAGGAUUGCCCGAAGAAGCGGGGGGUGCCGAGGUCAUUGGGUUUAGGAGGCAGGAGGGGUCGCUCCGGGGUUGAGGGGGCUAGAGGGGUGGCAGAGGCGAGGGAGGGGAAACGAGGCUUCGGCCUGUGCGGCACAAGGCCUUGGCAUAAGUAGAACGAGGGGGCCAUCCUCGGGAGAAGCCAGGGGCAGGAGGAGUCGGGGGCUGCAGGAGUUCAUCCUUGGGGGAAAGGGGAAGGGAAGAAUGGGGGGCGCAGGGAGUGGGGCGAGAGGGUGGGCACGGGAUGGAUUAGGGGUUGCAGGGCUCCUGGAGGAGGUGCUGCCGAAAGAGAGGUCAAACGAGUGUGUGAUAUGGGGGGGGGCGCUGGAGGCACCAACGUGUGAAGCUUCUGUGAGCGAGGAGGAAUCCAGUUGCCUCACAAGGUCUGGGUUCGGGGUGGGGGAAAGGUCGUGGCUCCAUCAGGCUGUGGGAAAAGUAGGUAUCCCCUCACCGCAGCUUGGAGAGGGAGGGGCAUCAGGCCUGUGGCAAGGGAAGGUCAGUACACAAAGUCCCUUAACUCCGGGCGUGUUUCACUCAUCCCAGAUGUUAGACCCGGAGGUGACAAGAGUAGCUUCUGCUUAGACUAAGAAUAUUCUUGGAUGCUCUUAAAAUCUAUUUUUGAAGGCUGCAAAUGCUCCCCCAAAGUCCUCUGAGAGUGACCUCUUGGUGCACAGCUGUUCCUGUUGGUUGAGUGAUUUAUGUUUUUAGGUGUUGCAUUGUUAUGGAUUCGGAAGGUUAGGGAGUUGGUGGGGUGGAAUUAAGCUGGUGGCUCCUGGCUGUGGCAGUUUCACCCCCUUUGGCCAUCAGCUCUCACUUUACCUCUAUGUAGAUAAUGGUAGGAGGUAAAACAAAGAAUAUUUACAUAGUUUUCUUGUGGGGUUUCUCCCAUUGCUCAAAUUAACCCCAAAAGUUUUAACAUAUUGUAUUUUUAGUUUUGAAGUUCAGUCUUUCAUUGUAAAUAUUCCCACUUUUAAGGGUAAGCUUCUAAAAGAUCGGUAUUUGCAACUCUCAGUUGAAACUAUUGCUGUGUAACUCCUAAUUAUAAUUUUGCAUCCCAGUUUCAAUGGUUUCAGCAAACUUCCCUAACUUCAGUUGUUGCUUGUUGCAUUCUCUCCCAUGAAGGCAGAAUGAGGAUUUUUUAGUAAUGGUUAGGGCAUUUUAGACUACAGUGGAGAAAGGCACAAUUCUUCUGAAGUAUCAAUGAAAAGAUAAAUACUUUCAGCUUUAUGUUAAAAUGGUUGAAGCCAAUAAGGAAUAGAUGAAAUGAGCUCUUCCGUUGAAAAAGAGUUUAAGACUUCUAAGUCAAUGUAAUAAGAAAGUUACCCAUAUUGAGCGGAGUGUUUGUGAAUAUGCUAGAGCAGUUAGAACCUGGACCAAUCAUGUUUAAGGCAGUUAGAGGCAACUGGGGUAAAGAAAUGUUCUGUGUUGCAUGUGAAGUCUGCAGAAGUGUUUUUCUGAGAGUCUGUUGCUUGGGAAGCUGAUGUAGUCCAAAACAGCUGGAAGGAAUCAAGUUGGGGAAUGCUGACUUAAACAAUGGUUAUGCAUUGGCUGCAAACAAGUGUGUGAAACUAUGGUUUGAAUAGCAAAUCUUGGGAUUGCGCUAACCAGGGUUAAGUUUUAAUCUGCAGUGACAAACUGGUAAAAGCAGGUUCUUUGUGCCUUUGCUUGGAGGAUUAGAAGCUGGGCUUAUUGGCACCUAUACCUGCUCUCCAGAGACUGGGUUUAGCCCAACCAGCAUCAUUGUAUGACUGAGUUCUCGAUCAGAGCGAAGUCAACAAAUCCCAGCGGGAACUAACCAUAGCUAAGUAUUAUGUCUGCCAUAGGUAAUUGGAAAACAGUGUAUGCUAGUUGGUAAUGUGGCUCAUAACAGGAGUUGAGUAAUAUUCCUGUUUUUGUAAACAAGUAGAUCAUACCCAGAGUAGACCCAUUUAAAAACUAUUACUUACUUUGAUGCAACCCAUGGUAGGGAUGAUGGGUGUAGUUUUAACCCCUGUUUACAUGCAGCUGACUCAAGAAAUGUUCCAGUUCUUUGUUUCUGGCUGAAAUAAUUAUUAACCCCCUUGUAUUGUGGCUUCUACCCUUCUCUCCAUUGAGAAGCUGGAAAUGUAUAUGUCUGUUUUCUGCCCAUCUUUUUUCAGUGUCCCCUUCUGAGUAACAUCUGUGUGACUUUGGCUGCCAGGAAUGUGUUUUGGACGCAGAACAGAUCUAGUGUUCAUCAAGUAACCACAGAAUACGUGCAGCUUUCAUGGUAGAUGUAUUUCCCUUCAUUUGUCAGUAGGUUAUACCUGCUUCAUGCUUCUUGGAUUUCCCAUCAAUGAGCUUUUUUAAAAAUAUGCUUUCAGGCUAUUUUGAUGCUAGGCAGUUAGCUUAAAAGGGAGUCUUGUUGACAUGAGAGGGUUAAUGUUGGGUGAAUGACUAAUGAAUAAAAUAUUGUCUGGCACGAUGGAAUAUGGUCAAAUUUAAUAAUAUAGCAGAUACCUCAAACCAGUCAGAGGCAUCUCUUUGAGUUAGAAUUCCAGUAAAUUGUCUGUUCAGAUGCUGCUCUUUGACAGGCUGCCUCUUAUAUUAUGAUGUUUGACUGUGGUUGAAAUACUAAUGAAGGCAUGGGGCCUACUUUUUAGCUACAUCACGCUGUCAGCUUUUUAGGGCUUCUCCCCUUCCCAGCUUUACAGGGGUAGUAGAGCACUUACUGCGCAUGCAGAAGAUCCCAGAAUCAAUACCCAGCAUCUCCAGGUAUGAGUUGGGGAAGUCUCUCGUCUGUAAUCCUGGAGAGAUGCUGCCAGUUAGACAGUACUGAACUAGAUUGAUAAACGGUCUGACUUUGUAUACAACAGAUUGCUCGUUAGGGGCAGGUAACCACUGACAACUUCAACCAGCUGCUAUUUCUCCAUCUCAUCCCUCACCCUCAUCAUGAUCUGGGGAUAAUAGACUACAUCAGUUAGAGCAGUAAUGGUUUCUUUAGAUCAAGCAUUGGUCCACAUUCCCUCAAUGGGCACCUUUCCAGGGAUCACAUGCCACAGGAAGAGGCUGAGGAUGGAUGGAACUUUCUCCAUUGUAUAGCAGGCUUCAUUCCAGUCAGGUUUCUACAUACACUUCCCUCUCCAUUCAGGGAAGCAAGGGCAUUAGCACAGUUCAAGGGCGCAUUCCAACCAAGCCAGAAGCAUUCAAGAAAGUGCUGAGCAAGGCUAGGGAGGGGACGCAGCCUGGAAGAACCAAUACAGGGGCCUGAGGUUCCCCACCUUUGGAUUACGUAGUGUCAUCGGCAUAUCUGGUACAGUAUUCAGCCAAAAUAUAUAAGUGCAUUUGGGACAGAUACCUACAGUCAAAGAGGAAGGAGGGAGGAAUGUUGGCAAAUGCAGUUUAAUGUCUUAAACCUUUGUUAUAGUUAGGAAUGAGGAUUAAAGGAGUAAUCCAAAUACUAUGCAGAAGAUAUGGGUUUUGCAGAGGAGAGUGGAGGCACCACAUUUGUUUGGGGUGGGAAUUCCAUGCCAAGGAUGGAAUAAAAAAUGACCAGGCUUGGAAGUACUUGGAAUGUUCAAAUGUGUUUAUGUGUUAAGUGUUAUGUGUGGUACAAGCUUGUGUACUAAUAGUGAACUUAAUUCUCUGAGCAAUGAUCCUUAUGAAACCAAAAUGGCAUCAUUCACACACAAGAUGGAGGUAUUGGCAGCCUUUUAUUAGAUUUAUAAUAAAGGAGCGUAUGGCAGCAAACAUAUCAAUACUAAAUACAAAUAAAACUUGUAGAAACAGUUUGGAACAACCUUCUGAAAACCAGUUUAAAAUGCCUAAAAGCAAUUGUCUGCUCUCAAACUAAUAAUUUCAGGAUUGCCAGGGACAUGACUUUCAGUCAUCCAAAGCCUGACUAAAUAAUGUUUUGAAAUUUCUCUUAAAAAUUAAUAGUGAGGGAGACAGAUGUGCCUCAUUAGGGGGGCAUUCCACAAACAUGGGGCACGCCACUGGCCAGGCACCUCCAAGUGGCUGCAACACCAGCAGGUUCUCCCCUGGUGAUUGUAUAGACUGAGCACUGUUCAAAAUUCACCAGGCGCAUUAUGCGCGGUCCAAUUGUGACCAUGUGGAGAUCUUUGGCUGUUGGUGACUGGCAUCUCUAUCUGGCUGGUCCCUCCAGCUUUCUUAAGCAGGUAAGCAGAAGAGCUUGCUUAUUGCUUUUAUCUCCCACUUUUUUCUGAAAGGAGUACAUGGUUUACCCCCCUUCUCAGCUAAUCCCUACAACCACCCCAUGAGGUAGGUUAGGAGGCUGUGACUGGCCCAAGCUCACUCAGGGAGCAUCAUGACCGAGUGGGGAUUUGAACCCUGAUCUCCUAGGUUCUAGGUCCGACACUCUAACCACUGCUCCACACUGGCUUCCUAAAGUACUUAUGCUCUAAGGCAGCUCUACAAAUUACAUAGGUAAAUAUGGCGAAAGCCAAAUUCAUUUAAGAGAAGGAUCUGGAAUAUUUUCCUUGAAGCUUGAAUUUGUUAUGUUCUGGAUUGUUUUAUUUGAUGUUUUAAUGUGUUGUAAACUGCUUUGACAUUUUUUUCCUUUAAAAUAUAAAGUGGUAUAGAAAUGAAAUUAAUAACAAUAAUUAAUUCCAUUUCAAAAAAGGGCACCUAGACACUCCAUUGUGACACUAUAACCUAGGUUUAAGGUGCUAUUUGGCAAUUAGCUUGUGUAUCAAUGAGUUUCUAAAACUGGGCCUGAGAUGGCUGGUACUGUUUUAAAAAACCGAAAAGACAGAGUGGGGAGUCUGCAAGGUGGGUCCCAUGAGGAAAGGACAUGCGCAGUGGCCAUAGAGCACUUAUUAAUAUCGGAGGGGUGGAGGUGAAAACUGGGUGGGAAGAAUAGGGUGGAGGAAUAAUCCACUGCAGCAUUUUGUUGCAACCUCCACUUGUUCCAUCUGUUACAGAUAUUCAGGCAGUGAGAGUGCCGUCGCAUAUAUAGCCAGAGAGGUACCAUCCACAAGGCAGAGGGAGGUGUCAGCAGGCUCGGAGGAACCUUGAGGUUUGCAGAAGUACAAUAAACAUUUAGAGAAACUAGCAAUUUACUGUGAUUAUAUGAUCCUGUGAUUGUUUUCUUGUGUGAAACACUAGGCGCACAUUCAGCUGUGUGACUCUUCAAGUUGAUCAAACACAGUGGACAACCUACUUUUAUUCAGCUCUGAAGUUUUGGCUUUUCCAUUCUGAGUGAAAAUCUGCUGGGCCACUUCACAUGCGUUGCUGUCCUUUCUUUUGUUUCAUGCGCCCCUCUUCAACGCUCUCUUGAGCAUGGCUUUGCAUCAGGGGGCUGAUAUUAAUGGUAAUACCUAGACUACACUACAGUGUGUGUGGUUAGGCGUUCUGGGGUGGGCAUCCUCUCCAUUCAGCUCUGAUCUCCAGUUACUGCCCUGUUGUUGCAGCUCUGAGGUUUCCCCAGCAAUCUUGUCAAACCAUGUACAGCCUUGGUGAUACUGAAUUCUUUAACCAUGGUUAGCAUUGAAAGAGUUUGAUACACAUAACACAUGCUUGUCUUCGGCUGUGUCAGAAAGGGCUGACCCUAGCGAUUAGACUUGGGACAAAGUGAUCCAAGACCCCUACGGUGUGCGGCUCUUGGUAUUUAAUGGCAUUUGAAAGAUCAUGCAAUUAUUCGGAUGUACCCUUCUAUACUUGACACACCAUGUGACGUAAACUUUGCCAGUCGGCAGUGCAAGAAUUCCUCUCCUACCAAGAACCACUUAUUUGUCCUCGUUUGAUUUAAAUAACAUUUUAUUUCAUUUCUUAAUAACUGACACGGAGAGAAUUUGAUAUAAAAAAUUGUCCAAAAGGCAUUCAGAAAUGCUUGCACUCUACAAUGUUUAUGGUAGUACUUUGGUUUUGGUAUUCCCUUCCAAGGCAUCUCUUGAACCUAGGCUUCUAUCAUUUAGGUGCUGGGUUAAAACUGUAUUUUUACUUUGGCUUUUAAUUGAAUUAUGACCUGCCUUUUUUUAACAGGCUGCUGGUUUUCAUUGGCACAACUUUUUAUUAUUUUUAUGACCUGCGUUUCAACUUUAUAUUGUAAGCUGCUUUGAGCAUAUUUGAUGGAAAGGUGAGAUAGAAUGUGGAUUGUCAACUGAUUGUUUAGUUGGUCUGCUGUGCAAAUCACCAGUUGAUUAUUAAAUGGGGAUGUUACAGGUACCUCAUAUAUGUGCCUUUUGUGACACAGAAGGUGUAAAAGUGUAAAGCUGUAAAGCAGUAGUUUAAAAACUGCUGCUCAUUGUUGGGACGGAAGGUCAUCUUAGUAUUUCCGUUCAUUGCCUAUUACAGGAAGGCACGAAAAUGACAUCAGAGAACAAACAUGUGCCUUUAGCUUGCAUUGCAGUGGAUUAAAAUUUGCCCCCCACCAAUUAACUAAAGGAUUAUUUGAGUGAUCAACCAAUUACAGCUUGCAGCAGUACUAUGUAUGCGUGUGAAUGUGAGGUUUUCAAAUUCCUAUGCAGCUGAAUGCAGGAAUUUCUCCCGCUGUGGGUGUGUAUACAUUAAAGCUUGCAGUCUUGAAACAUACAUUUUUGCUAUUGCUAGAUCCUCCCUCUCCUGCCCCUGCCCCCCGACCCCCUGCUGGGCUGUCUCAAAUGUAUGAAGAGGCAAUCCUGUCCCAGCUGUAGGUUUAUUUGUGCUGUACUUUAUAUGCAGGGUUCAGACUUAAUCUCGGGGUUCUUGGGUGACAAGUGUACAGACUUUCAUCUUCAAUGUAUUGAAGCCCAUGGGUUUUCGCAACUGGUGAAUGCAGUGUUGUUGUUUUAAAAGGAAUUCCUAAUGAGGCUGUCACAUGAUGGAUAGCCUCUAUGGAUUUCUCUACACGCUUCUCGAGAUUCUAAUCCUUGCUCUGAUUUAGAGAGAGAAUUGGGUGUGCUGAGCUUUUUUGCAACAGUGCUAAAAUUUGCACCCCUCCCAGUGUCAUCGGUGGGAACGUUAUUCCAGGCAGACGCUAAACAAACUCCACACCAUACAAAGCUUCCCUUUGUUUUGGAUGAGAGGGUCUAGAAAAAGAAUGUGUAGAGUACACAGCUGCUCCAAAGCUUUGUUCCAUCCCAUUUUGAACAAAGGUGUCCUUUGGCUAUGUGGUCUGGAAAAAGCUUUCUCCUGCCGUGGUGGCUUUAAAAUGGGCUAAGUUGAUCUGCGUCUCAAGCACAAUACUAGCAGGGUGCUUCAAUCCCUGCUUGUUAUAGAAAGAGGAGAGUACAUUUUAAAGUCCCUCUUCAAGAGAUUGCUAUUUACUGGCUUUUUGUUCAGAAUAAAUCCUAAAGAGGAGAUGGGGGAUGUGGCAGUCAUAUUCCUGGUCUUCAAAACUGAGGUAGCUUUUAAAAGAGUCUACCCCCUUCCAAGUCAAGUAAACAAGAUUGCUCCUUGAAUCUUGUUUUGCAUGGUGUACCUCACCGCAGCAUCAAAAGUUUUAAAAUUUCAAAGCAGCUUGAAAUGUUUUGUCCAAAUUGACUGAUAGCCAUUUUGCAGUGGGCUUUUCUUGGCUUCCCAGGAGGGAAUGUGGAAACUAUUUCAAUAGCACCCCCCCCCCAACAAGCACUUUUUGAUUUAGUGUGUAUUGAUCUGCCCUGCUGAUGUUCUCAGACAUGCUUUCAGUAGCAUCCAAUAUCUUAAUCCUUGCUCAUAGUCUGCUAAUGAAUACAGCAGUGUGUCCUGUUCUGGUUGAUGACUUCUUAAUGUUGCCUCUCUUGCUGCUUGUGUUUCUGAAGUUCCGCUUUUACAUUUGCUUUGGACCUUGCAUAUUGUGAUUGGGAACUGGUUUUGUGAAUACGCAUUAGGAAGGCCAUCAAGGUGUAUCAAUUGUGGCUGUUCCUUUGAAACACGUGGGAGCAACAACAGGGAAAUGACUGGAUCUCCUUACCAUGUAUCUUGAAGGGGGAGGAGCCAUAGCCUUGUACAUCGGGGGCAGAACAAUCUAACCAUAGGAGUCCAGUGUCAUUUAUGCAAGGGUAAAUUAUGCUGGUGUAACUGACCCCUAUUGCAAACUGUUCAGGGGUGGGGCUGAGCCUAGCAGUGGGAAAUGAAGAAUUUAGAAAUGGAGUUUGACUUAAACCACUGUUUUCAUCAGUGUAAUUUGUGCUGAGUUGCUAGGUAAUGUGACCAAGCUGAACAGAGUCUGGAACAGAGGUAAAUCUGCCCGAAUGCUCCUUUUUUGAGACUAGUUCCAGCUGAGCUGGGUUGGAGGAUGGACUGGUGCAUCUCUGACUGAGCUGGAACGAGGGGCUUUACCUAGCUGAGCCCUGACUCAAUUGGAGAUCCACCUAUUCCAAACUCUUGGCAGAUCAGAUCUUGGGUUUGGAUUGCUCCCAAAAUGUAUCUAAAUGUGGGGAAUCACUUCCCUAAUGCAAAAUAUAUGUAUGUUCAAGUCAUUACACUAGUUCAAUUCAACAGGACCUGCAGGAGAGCUGGCUGUGGCCACCCACCCACAGUGAGACAAGUAGAAUAAAACAGCAAAAUGUUCAUAGUAGAACACUGAAAGGGAGCAGGGAAUGUGGUGCAGUAUGGCAUUGGUAGCACUGUUUUGCGUGUUGGGAGUGAACCAAAGAGGAUCUCCCCUUCAUUUAUUUGUCUUCCUCUAGUCACAGACCCGUGAAGGAUCCAUAAGCAAAACUGCAAAGUACUGCUGGUUCAGAAAAUGUUCUGAAUUUCUAAACUUGAAAGAGGUAGGAUCUGUUUUCCCUCCCAGGCCCAUUAAUUUCUAGUGUGAGUAUGGAUUGGUUAAUUUCCAAGCUCCAUGUAGCUAAAUGGUCCCACUCUCCAGGUUGGUGUUUUGGAAACCUUCCUCAGGAAAGCUUUUUGCCUUCAGAAACUGGCCUCUGAAAAAGUAGGUACACCUUGCUUGCAGGAACAGUCCUGUGAUGUUAAUUCUUAAUGUCAGCGGCCACCUUCAGACUUUGGCCAGUUAUACUGAUAACACACACUGCUUUAUAUCAUUGGAAAACGUGGUCAGUUUUGAGGAAAAGAAAUAAAAGGAUGAGGCUGUUCUCAAGGGAGGGAAAGACAGUAAAAGUCAAGAUCUGGUUGCCACUACUUGAGGGUCUGAAAGUGUUGUUUUGUGUAGUGUCCAGUACCAAUCCCAUGAUCUUUAUCAUCACCAAAAGCAACACCAAACUUUUUUGUGUGAGAUUUCUAAACUGCCCUUCAUCAAGGGGAUACCAGGAACUCAAUAUGGAAAAUUGUCUGGAAAGGAGCUCAGCCAGACCCUGAUAUGGUGACCUGCCAUCAUUUUUGAAGCAUUUGGUGCAGAAGUUCCUAUCUAGCCCAUGUGAUUAAGGAAUAAAGUUUGAAAACAUGUGGCUAGUGCCUGCUGUGAAGGCUUAGUUACCAAAGGGAUUUUUGGACAAGUCUUCCCAUCGUAACAGGUUUCUGUACUAUGACGAGUCUCCCAAAUCAGUUGAUAAUUUUCAUGCGCUCAUGUUACCUGGCCCUCUAAUGCCUGAGUUCAUGUUGGAACAAGGCUAGGAAUAUUGUGACUCAAACAAAUUUUGUAUGGGUGUCCUUAAAUUCGGAGCACAAGAUGUUGAUGUCCUCAGUGCACUAUAACAGUAAAAUAAGAAGUGCAGAACAACAGGUUUAUGACCACCAAGUAAAUAAGACCUGAACUGCUACUAGGCUAGUAAAAAAAAGUGAGUGUAUGUGGUUUCUAUGGGGGGGGUCAGUUCCCUCUCUGCUGGACCACUGUGGGUCGUGUCCCCCCCCCCCCAUGCUGGUUGUAGAGCCUUUUCAUCCUCUGCAGUUAGUACAGAAACCACGCAGAGGAGGAUCAGUCAUCCUUCCCUUUACUGCCAGGCUUGCUUGCCUAGAAUUCUUAAUUUGGCUACAGCCCCUAGGCAAGCUUAUAGGUUGUACUGAUGGGGGGAAGGCAGGGAGCAAGGCCAGUUCACAACCCUCAAGUAACUCACUUGCCUUUUCUUCCGACAGGGUCACCUUGUCUGCCACGGACUGUUACAUUGUUCACGAAAUCUACAACGGCGAGAAUGCUCAGGACCAGUUUGAAUACGAGCUGGAACAGGCCUUAGAGGCUCAGUACAAAUACAUUGUGAUUGAGCCCACGCGCAUUGGGGACGAGACGGCCCGCUGGAUCACUGUUGGGAACUGCCUGCACAAGACGGCCGUGCUAGCGGGCACAGCCUGCCUCUUCACCCCCCUGGCUGUUCCCGUAGAUUAUUCCCAUUACAUCUCUUUGCCUGCUGGCGUCCUCAGCAUAGCCUGCUGCACCCUCUAUGGGAUCUCUUGGCAAUUCGACCCCUGCUGCAAGUACCAAGUGGAGUAUAAUGCCUAUAAACUCUCUCGCCUGCCCCUGCAUACACUCACCUCCUCCACUCCCGUGGUUCUGGUGAGGAAGGACGACCUGCACAGAAAGAGACUGCAUAACACGAUAGCACUCGCUGCCCUGGUGUACUGUGUAAAGAAGAUUUAUGAACUUUACGCCGUAUGAUUGCGGCAGAGGAAGGAGAAAUCCGCAAAGACAAAAAAAAAAAAAGUGUAUUAAGACUCCCACAGUGACAUUCAACUUUUCUUCUUGAAGUGGUGCCUGGGAAGCAGUUUGGUUUAUCCAUAUAUUAUUUUUUUGUUAUUUUUAGAACAAAAAUAACAUGUCACUGGGUGCAUCAAGGGAAUUUUCAGUUUUCUUACACCUCAGACAUGGAUCUGCCGUGAAAAGGAACACUGUGGGAGCUGAAGUCAAUAAUGGAAUGUCAAUGAACGGAAAGAUACCUAAGAGGGAGUGUGGGUUUUUUGUUUUCCCCCCAAGAAACCUUUAAGUAUAUUGUUUAAUUGUAUUCUACAGAACCAGCUCAAAGUUAUCACUGACCAUUCAUUAAAGGAUGAGAAUUUCAAGUGGUUUGCUU